AUGAUUGAAAGAUACUACAAGUUUUCUUUUUAUUGUCAGCUUGGUGGCCAUCUGUUCAAGGCCGUAUUAGAAGGGAACAAGAAAGAAGCAGAAAGACUGUUGGCAGUUGGUGCAGACCCAGACAGUCACGGUGGAAAGCUGGUGAAUGGAGUGUUGGCACGAGAGCUUGGAGUGACUACAGCUGGCCUCCUUGCCAGUGCCCUGAAUAUGGAAUGGGCUGUAACCAUGUUUGCCAAGAAUGCAAGAAAUGAUAAAACCGGUGAAACUGGCCUUCUGACAUCAGCUGUCUCAAACUCUGUGCAGCUUAAAGUUCCCUCACGACAAUUUCGUGUGAGACAUGCAACGGCAAUUCAAGGUGCUGAUGUGUACAAGAUGGACAAGGAGGCACGAGGCUUUGUUCGCAUCUUGAACUUCAGUUGUUUCAAGGACAGAUCCGACCUGAACCUUCAGCAACUCGACUACGAUGCUUGCAUAAUGUCAGAUGUAUUUGAUAAGAUGGGAUACAUGUGUAAAACACACUCGUCACUCACGGCUCAGCAGACUAAGGAGGUCAUGAAAAACAUUAGGGAUGGUGAUGAGCUAACAGACGUCGGAUGUGCUAUAUUUGUCAUUUGUGGAUAUAGUGUAAAUGGCAGGAGUGUUCUUACGUCUGACAUGAAAUGUGUAGACAUCGACUAUAUGUUGAAUGCGUUCAAAGAUUCCGAAUGUCCUCAGCUCAAAAACAAACCCAAAUUUUUCAUCUUCAAUUUUACAACACGAGUGAAGUUACGAACUCAGGUAAAGUCCAAAGUGAUGAGAUUGACAGAUCCCUGA
This is a messenger RNA of Penaeus vannamei (Pacific white shrimp), 813 nucleotides long. Lineage: Eukaryota; Metazoa; Arthropoda; Malacostraca; Decapoda; Penaeidae. The record is from RefSeq and is a predicted model, not a curated record.